AUGUUAUCAAAUUGUGAGAGCGGGAAAACGCAGUUUUCUUCUACACAUACAGCUUCCUCCGUGGCAGCAUAUUCAUCCCUGAAUAAGCUCAGUCUGCCCAAUAGCCUCUACGGAAACGGAACGUCUCUCGGCCUAGCCGAAACGUUCGCCUCGGUCAUCGUUCCUGGUCGUCUCUCAAUUGACCAAAUUUCGCAGAUGACUUCUGGUAAGGUCGCUCUUUGUACUAGUACAUUUUCUGAACUUAUAUCGCCCUUUACCGAGGCCGAAGAGAAGAUGGUGUGGCAAAGACGUAAGCUGGAGAUGAACAUAUCCUUGCUUAAUCAAAGUGCUGAGGAGUAUUGUCCGUGUCUACAGAUCAGGAAGGGUUUCUCAACCUAUGGCUGUGAUGGAAUACUGAUCGCAGUAUUUGAGACUGGGUACGCAGAGCAGGGCACCUUCUCUCGGUGA
Molecule: messenger RNA, 447 nt
Organism: Colletotrichum lupini
Lineage: Eukaryota; Fungi; Ascomycota; Sordariomycetes; Glomerellales; Glomerellaceae
Exons: 5
Coding region: 1-447 (148 amino acids)
Source: RefSeq, a predicted model, not a curated record